This is a messenger RNA of Microbotryum saponariae, 165 nucleotides long. The record is from the annotation of a GenBank genome assembly. Lineage: Eukaryota; Fungi; Basidiomycota; Microbotryomycetes; Microbotryales; Microbotryaceae.
AUGGGCCUGAGGGCAGCAGAGGGCAGCUGCAUCUAUCUGGCAGGACCCCGGAAAGCCCAGCCAGAGGCUGCCAGAGGCGGCCAGCAAAUUUGGACAUUUUUGGCUCAAAAUGGGUCGAGACUCACCUCAUUUUUGGACAUUUUCCUCCCUCCGGUCGAACUUUGA